AUGGCUUCCGGUCGCUCCUUCAAGUUGAACUCUGGUUAUGAGAUUCCCGCCGUCGGCCUGGGAACAUGGCAAGCCAAGCCAAACGAGGUGCGCGAUGCGGUGGUCGCAGCUCUGAAGGGAGGUUAUCGCCAUAUCGACGCUGCCGCCAUCUAUGGCAAUGAGCAAGAGGUCGGAGACGGCAUCAAAGCCUCAGGAGUUCCGCGAGAGGAGAUCUUUCUCACUAGCAAAUUGUGGAACACCCAUCACCAGCCGGAACAUGUCGCAGCCGCCGUGGACAAGUCCCUUGCCGAUCUGCAGACGGAUUAUCUGGACCUUUACCUCAUCCACUGGCCGGUCGCGUUCCGUCAUUCCACGACCACUAACCAACCCAUCGUCGAGGAGACGGGAUUAAUCGAUGUUAUUGACGUGCCGAUUAAGGACACCUGGGCUGCAAUGGAGGAGCUGGUGGCCAAGGGCAAGAUUCGCUCCAUUGGGGUCAGCAACUUUACCCGCGAGACGAUCGAGGAAUUGCUCAAGACUGCCAAAAUCCCGCCUGCGGUGAACCAGAUCGAGGCGCACCCCUACCUGCAACAACGGGACUUGCUGGAAUGGUCUCAGCAGCAAGGCAUUGUUGUGGCCGGGUAUUCUCCCUUGGGCAACAACAUCUAUAACAUCCCGCGAGCGGUCGACGAUCCACUCGUGAUUGCAACUGCUAAGAGUCUGAAUAAGACUCCGGCGCAGGUGUUGAUCAGCUGGGCAGUGCAGCGUGGUACUGUCGUGCUGCCCAAGUCGGUCACCCCCGAGAGAAUCCAGAGCAACUUCGAAGACUUCGUCCUGUCCGAGGAGGCGUUCAACGCGAUUCAGUCUCUGGAAAAGCACCAGCGAAUGAACUUCCCUGCCCGUCUGGGAGUGGAUAUCUUCGGAGAAGUUGGCGAAGAGAGUGCUCGGAAAAGCGCACUGGCAUGGGCGGACGAGCAGAAGCGGCUCAAGGCCCAGGCUUGA
This is a messenger RNA of Aspergillus saccharolyticus JOP 1030-1, 981 nucleotides long. RefSeq names its product aldo/keto reductase. Gene Ontology annotation, cellular component: cytosol. Lineage: Eukaryota; Fungi; Ascomycota; Eurotiomycetes; Eurotiales; Aspergillaceae. The record is from RefSeq and is a predicted model, not a curated record. The coding region runs from base 1 to 981 and encodes 326 amino acids. Gene Ontology annotation, molecular function: aldose reductase (NADPH) activity. The transcript is spliced from 8 exons.